Messenger RNA from Lizanozyma spartinae, 3600 nucleotides. RefSeq names its product E3 ubiquitin-protein ligase. Lineage: Eukaryota; Fungi; Ascomycota; Pichiomycetes; Serinales; Debaryomycetaceae. The record is from RefSeq and is a predicted model, not a curated record. Bases 1 to 3600 code for a protein of 1199 amino acids. Gene Ontology annotation, cellular component: endoplasmic reticulum membrane. The transcript has a single exon.
AUGGAAUGGUUGAAACACUCCAAGAGAACACCAGCCAGAUGCGACAUUUGUAAUACUGAAUAUCAGUUCCAGACCAUCUAUGACCCAUCAAUGCCUUCCCGGAUCCCCGUGUCGCUCGUGCGAGCCAAGAUCAUGUCGUUGAUCAAGAAUGUCGCAUUGAAGGUGACCAGUAUCGUACUUGCAGUCACAUGUAUACUUGUGGAGGUUCCGUUGUUCUGGACCUUUACGGUACGGCUAUUGACGUGGCUUAUUGACGGCAAACUUCCAGACGCCAACGGGACGUUUUGGGAAGCCCUCAAGUUCGGCGAGAACAAUGUGGAUAUCACAUUGGUGGACACUAUGAGUGGAUCCUCAAGGCUCAGGAAAUUCUACUAUGAAGCGGCCAUAGUGAUGUAUUUGGGCUAUUUCCGAGGACUAGGGCAGAUCUUAUGUUGUACGCUUCUAGUGUUGGUGUUUUACCUACAGCACCAAUGGGUUAUUCGAGACGAUGGGUUUGUGAUGAUGCUACUCCGGAAAGUCGGGAAAGAACCCCGGUCCAAAUUGGUGGAUAUGAUCCAGCAGGCCAUCAGUGGCUUACGUAACGAUGCUCCCAAUAAUGGCGAUGCCAGAGAGAACUUGCAACGUAUAGAAAGUUUGGUCAGGGUCCUUAAUGACUUGCAAGCCCAACAAGGUGCUAAUGUCACCCGGGAUCGUCAGGAGGCAUUAAGGAGAGCAAUAGAGAAUGGGAUCCCCGAUACCUUUGGUCAGGCAGAGCCUGAUGAUAAUGAGACCAAUGCGUUCUUCUUGCGCCGAGAUCCUAUCACAGAGGAUAAUGACGAGUAUGACGGAGAUAACGAUGAGUAUGAUAAUGAUGAUGACAUUGAUGUUGUACUGGGUGUACAAGAUUUACAUGAAGAUAACGGUAGUGAGGCACAGGACGAAAUUCGUGCUAAUAACGACAUUCAUGCUAAUGACAAUGGAUUUGCUCCCCCAGAACCCAAUCAUAUGGUUGGACAUGACCCUAUAAAUGAGUUCGACGUGGGCGAAGGUCAAAAUAAUAAUGGUGAUGAUCCAGGAGCUGAAGAUAUUGGUUUAGAUAUCUUUGAAUUCUUAGGUAUGGGCUUCAAUGUAAAGACUCCAAUUCUAGUCAUGGUAUCGCUCAACUUAAUAUUUGCAGUGAUACUAUCUGGAGUGUAUUUGAUACCACAUAUAUUGGGAAACUUGGUACUAAGUUUGGCCAGACUUUGGACGGUUUAUUUGGAUCCUGAACGUUUAACCAUAAUCCCCAGGUUUUAUACUGAUGAUGGCUAUGUAAUUCAAACUGGGUACACCGUGGUUGAUUUAACGACAUUCUUUGUUCAUGAAAUCUUCUACAAAAACUUGUUGGUACCAUAUCUGGACUUAUUUGUGCACAAAUACCCUACCAAGCUCAGUUGGUUACAACGAGGGUUUGUUUUAUCCAUUGGAUAUGUUUCCAUUGGACUAAUCAUUCAAAUGUUCAUGAAAAGUUUAGUGGGUGGACCAAAACCUAUAAUGGGGACCCCCAGAACCAUUUAUAGGGUAUUAUUUGAAUUCGUUGCAACUUUGAAAGUCCUUUGUGUGUUUUCUAUUGAAUUCUUCUUUUCUCCAGCUUAUUGUGGUUGGUUAUUGGAUUUCUGUUUCACUCCAUUAUUCGAAAGUAACAUUGUUGAUGUCAAACAAGUUGACUCUGUUAAAGUUGUCAAAUACAAUUUGUUUUCAACAUUUCAACAUGUUAAUCCAUGGACUAUGCUUCAUCUGUUUGUUUCAUCACAGGACAAUUCAAACGUUAGUUGGGUUUCUGCAAUUGAAACAUCCAAAUCUUUCUCUCCAUUCUGGAGAAUGUUUCUGUAUUGGUUUUUCGGAACCGUAUACGCUGUGAUUCUUGCUGUGUUUGUGGGUAUGACAAGAUCCCAAAUUUUACGUCCUGGAGUACUUUAUUUCAUCAGAUCACCAGAAGACCCGAACACCAGAUUAAUCCAUAGUGCCCUUGUGAAACCCUUGAAAACACAAAUGUUUCGGGUUCUUUAUAGAGGAAGGGUUUAUACCAUUUUUAUAUUGAUUGGUAUUGGAUCUGUGGUUUGGAAUAUACAACAGUGGAUCAUGCCGACUUAUUUCCCCAUGGAAUUGGGGACCUCAUCAUCUUCUAUUUUACUUCCAAUUUUGGCGAUGACCCUUUAUAAAGUUUGGUCCAGAAACAGAGUAUUACUUAAAGAGGCCCAUUUCCAAUAUUGGAAAUAUGCCUUUAAUGUUUCAUGUCAUAAGAUGAGACUUUCCCAUUUCAUUUUAGGUAAACCAAUCCCACAAGAAAGAGGAACCACGGUUUAUCGGAAUGUUUAUUACCAAUUUAUUGAACAACCACAACCGGAUUAUUCCAACCCAAUGAGUAUGAAUCAAGUUCAAUCAGCAUUUGCCGAAGAUCCUCAACUUAAAGCUGUGUUUGUUCCUAAUGGGAAUUAUAUGAGAGUUCCAGACAACGAUACAACUGCUAGAAAGUUCAUCAGAAAACAAUUUGUGGCAGUGACAAAGGAUGAUCGAAUCCUAUACCCUGAAGAACUCGAACAAAUCGAUGCUGAGGAACGAGCUAAAGAACUUCGUCGACAAGAAGAACCAGACUAUCUCACUACCGAUUCCGAUGGUGAUGGAGGGAUCUUGAGACCCAACCAUUACACCAUCGUGUACCAACCACCUAAUUUCAGGAAUAGAUGGAUGGGAUUGAUUGCGUUAUUAUGGGUUUUCGCCUUGGUGUUGAUCUUAAGUGUGUUGAUUGUUGGGUUCUUCCUUGGUAACAUUUGUUGCAAGAUACUUUGUGAGCUUUCGUACAAAGGACUCGGCAUAGCUGGUAAAUGUCUGUUGUCGAAUAAAGUUAAUAUUGUCUAUGCACUUUUUGGAAUCGUUUUGGAGAUGUAUUUGUUCAAAGAGUACGAUUCAUAUAGAAGAAGGACAGAUAUGAAUAAUGUUGGUGAUAAUGAGGUGAAUGUCGCAGAUGUUGCAGAUGCUGCAGAUGAACAGGAUAACGAUGUUGAAGCCGGUGCCGGAGCUGGAGCUGCCCUUGGAAUCUUGCGAUCGAUCGGAGUAAUCAUUUCUAGUGUUUGGUUACUUGCUAUAAGACUCUUCUGGUCUAUUUGGGUAUGGGUAUUUUGCUGGAACGUUCCAUUAAAAAUCAUCUUAAAGCGUCCAUUUGAUUAUUAUUUUGAUUUUGAAAACGAUGAAUUAUCUGUUCCUAUUAUUGCGAUGCUUUGGAUCUUCACCUUACUGUCGUUUGCUGCUGGAGUCUUCAAGUUGGCUCAUCGAGAAGACAACACAGAAUUCCAUUCUAAGUACUUUAGGUUAUGGAGGCACCAUUUCUUAAAUGCAAUCAUCGAUAUGGCCAUAGCAUUGAUUGUUCCAGUUUAUACUACUGGACUGUUCUGGACCAACAAUCCUCAAUUGCACACCGCAAGUAGAUCCAGGUUCUUUAUCUUACCUGUGAUAGUUGCGUUGCAAUUGAGUGUACGGUUGAUUUGGAUACUUCAACUGGUUUGGGAGAUGCUUUGUGAACGAGUUAAAAACGAAACCUAUGUUCAAGGAAGAGCCAUUCAAAAUAUGAACGAAGAAGAAUAA